Messenger RNA from Polyodon spathula (Mississippi paddlefish), 2670 nucleotides. RefSeq names its product probable ATP-dependent RNA helicase DDX5. Bases 125 to 1435 code for a protein of 436 amino acids. Gene Ontology annotation, molecular function: RNA helicase activity; RNA binding; ATP binding. The transcript is spliced from 12 exons. NCBI's taxonomy places the organism in Eukaryota, Metazoa, Chordata, Actinopteri, Acipenseriformes, Polyodontidae. Gene Ontology annotation, biological process: alternative mRNA splicing, via spliceosome. The record is from RefSeq and is a predicted model, not a curated record. Gene Ontology annotation, cellular component: ribonucleoprotein complex; cytoplasm; nucleus.
GACAAAGAAGCCGGCAUUGACAGCGUCUGGGUAGAGAGUGGGAUCACAGACCUCGACACAAGCGACGUGAUUUAGCACAUAGAUAUAUAUUUUAGUAACUAUUCCUUAAGUUAUUUGCGUCAUCAUGCCUGGGUUUUCCGACAGAGACCGCGGAAGAGAUAGAGGCUUUGGCGGUGGCCCUCGCUUUGGUGGCAGCAGGAGCGGAGGAGGUCCCCCCGGAAAGAAAUUCGGAAAUCCUGGAGAGAGACUCCGGAAGAAGCACUGGAAUCUUGACGAGCUGCCAAAAUUUGAGAAGAACUUUUACCAGGAGCAUCCCGAUGUUACCCGGAGGACUGCGCAAGAAGUUGAACUGUACAGAAGAACCAAAGAAGUCACAGUAAAAUGCCGGGACUGCCCAAACCCCAUAAUGAAGUUCCACGAAGCAAGCUUCCCAACUUAUGUAAUGGAUGUGAUUACCAAACAGAAUUUCACAGAACCAACUCCUAUCCAAGCACAAGGGUGGCCAGUAGCCCUGAGUGGAAAGGAUAUGGUUGGGAUUGCACAAACUGGAUCUGGGAAAACUCUCUCGUACCUGUUGCCAGCGAUUGUACACAUUAACCACCAGCCUUUCCUGGAGCAUGGUGAUGGACCGAUUUGUCUAGUGCUGGCUCCAACGAGAGAAUUGGCACAACAGGUGCAGCAGGUUGCUGCUGAAUAUGGAAGAGCAUCACGACUGAAGACCACAUGCAUCUAUGGUGGUGCUCCCAAAGGACCACAGAUCCGUGAUUUGGAAAGAGGAGUGGAAAUCUGUAUUGCAACACCUGGAAGAUUGAUUGACUUUUUAGAAGUUGGAAAGACUAAUUUGCGCAGAUGUACUUACCUGGUGCUGGACGAGGCUGACAGAAUGCUUGACAUGGGCUUUGAACCACAAAUUAGGAAGAUUGUGGAUCAGAUCAGGCCCGACAGGCAAACCCUUAUGUGGAGUGCAACCUGGCCCAAAGAAGUACGCCAGCUGGCAGAAGAUUUCUUGAAGGAAUACAUUCAGAUCAAUGUUGGGGCAUUGCAGCUCAGUGCAAACCAUAACAUCCUGCAGAUUGUUGAUGUGUGCAAUGACAGUGAGAAGGAUGACAAACUUCUCCGCUUGCUGGAAGAAAUCAUGAGUGAAAAGGAAAACAAGACUAUUAUCUUUGUGGAGACCAAAAGACGCUGUGAUGAACUUACAAGGAGGAUGAGGAGAGAUGGGUGGCCAGCAAUGGGUAUUCAUGGUGACAAGAGUCAGCAAGAACGAGACUGGGUUCUGAAUGAAUUCAAGUAUGGGAAAGCACCAAUCCUAAUUGCCACAGAUGUUGCUUCCAGAGGUCUAGGGCCUAGGCAUGACAGUCCGAGGACUCGAGAGGGGGAUGGAGGACUAUUGGAAGUGGUCGACUGGAUGCCACCCAGUCGAGUAGACAGAUGAAAUGCUGAGAACUCGGCAUUGUGUGCCAGUAAUCUUCAAAAGGCAGAGUGGCCAGCCUAAUUCUCCAUAAAUAUCUGUUCUCUUGCCAUGGAUUACAUGAGACUCGAUCCCUGCAUUCACCGCUAGCGCUGUUCCUAAGUCUCGUUCUGUCCCAUGCCUUGCAUGUUUGUCACAGAGCAUUUCGUUGUUGCAUAAUUAAGUUUAAAUUUAGAUAUUUAAGCCUUGGUUUUGAGUUUACCAAACUGUUGCAUAAACCCGGCUCUUAUUGCCUAACAGAUGUAAGUUCCUGUUUCAAAACAUUCCCAUUAUAUUCAAGUGGAGAGAGCAGUUUUAAGGUUAUCGUUUUGCACCUUUGUAUAAAAUUGGUGAGUACUGGCACAUAGCGACUAGUGGGACAUCUAGUAAGAGCAACUGGAAAAUAAAAGCUCACUCUAAAUUCCAUGAUCGAGUUCCUCCCCCGUCUGCGUUUUUAAAGUCAUGUCGAGACCUGCCAACGAGAGACAUUUUCUCAAGUGAGUACUGGCUUCUUGGAAGAUCUUGCCUUGACGACUUGAGGGUUUUUACUCUAGUACAGGGGGUCUUUUUUUUUUUUCCUCCUUUUUUCCCCCCUCAACUUAUUUUUUUGGUCUUUUAAUGGUCUUGGCAAGACAAGCAGUGUGGCCUUUAUAGCAAGCUUCUUAUGAGUGUGUAAUGGAAAAGGGACCUUCAAUGACUUAUCAACUGUAAGGUCCUAUUGGCACAUGAGGAGGCUACAGUGCACAUAGCGGCCCUACUGCGUAGAAGCACCUGGAUGUCACUUGACAAUUUGUGGGGAGUUCGCUGACUUGGGAAUGGACUAGUGAAUGCAUACUCCUUUACUGGUAAGAUCUAAACACCCUAGUUUCUUUUUUUUUUUUUUUUUUUUUUUUUAAUUUUUAUUUUUUUGGGGGUAAUUGCUGGCAGCAAAUGGAGUGUGCAUCGUUUCUCUUUUCCCACAGUAGUAUUCCCGUGGAACUAAAGUAAAUUUUAAAUAGAUUAAGAGUUGGAUGUUAUGCUAACGCUAAUUCUUUACAGCCCUGGUAAUGUCUAAUGUCCUGGUUUUUGCUAACUUGUGUUUUUUGGUCUGGCUGUUGUGGUGUGCAAAUCUUUUUUUGUACAUUUCCCUUUUGCCACACUGCAACACUUUACAGAUGUGGAAGAUGUGAAAUUUGUCAUCAAUUAUGACUACCCUAACUCUUCUGAGGACUAUAUUCACC